CUUCAAAGACACCAUACAAUAAGAUCAAGAUGGCGACUCCACCAAGAUCUUCCGUCGGAGAGCGGCAAGAAAGGCCCAUAUCCACUGGUAGAGUUCAGUUACCGCGUCGGUCAACUAGAGGCCCAGUAGAUCUAUCUCAGGCACCCGUCUCCGGUCCCCUUGGCUCCUCCUCACCCACCCUCUCCAACUCCCAAACCCUCUCACCCACCCCCUCCCAACGCUCACCGAACCCCUCCUCGCGGCCGACAUCCUCCCCCGCCUUCCAUGCAAAAGACUUCUCCCGCCUCCUCCGCCCCGAACUCUACCACCCCCUUCCCACAACCGACAUCCCGGCGCCCUUGCGCCCCUCUUCCCCUCCUCCACAGGACCUCCCUACCCUCCUCUCCACCUCCCGCUUCCGCGCUGCUGCCGUCCUCGCCGCGAACCUCCUCACUACCGCCACAGCCCCAACUGACCACCCCACCAUCUUCGCCCUCCUCUACGUCCGCCUCGCCUCCCUGACCCUCUGCAACGCCACCGCUCUCGCGGCGCAGGAGGUAAAGGCCCUCGAAGAUCUCAACUCAGCGCUAUACCUCGACCCACUUACCUCCGCGCACCUCGUCCCCUGGGAACUCCGCGUCCUCGCUGUGCGCCUCCAGGGCAUCGGAUUCAACGACCCCCGCCGCGGAGUAGUAGGGUAUUUCGAGCUAGCGCGCGAUGCGCGGCGCGCGCUUGCCGCGCUACGGAAAGCCGUCUCUGAAGACCCUGAGAGCGAAGACUCGACGCUGGUAGAGCGGCAGAUGUGGGAGGAGCGACUUGUUGAUCUCGGUGUGCGAGUUGCGGGUGCCUUGGUGGAGAUGGAGGAUUUAGAGGGUGCGGCGAUGCAUUUGAGGACGUUGGGGGAGGGGGGGGAUAGGAUGGUUGGAGCGAGGAGGGCGUUGUUGUGGUUGAGGCUGGGGGAUGUGGAGGCGGCGAGGGGGUGCAUGGGGGGGAGGGAGGAGGCGGAUGGGGUGGUGCUUGCGUUGGGGGAGAUGGCGGAUGGGAAGUAUGAGGAUGCGGCGACGAUUUGGGAACAGCUUGCGGAGAGGGAUGGGGGGAAUGAGAUGUAUGCGCAGAAUUUGGCUGUGUGUAUGUUGUACUCGGGGCAGAUCGAUGAGGCAAAGGACAUGCUUGAGAAUCUGCUAGACAAGGGGAAGAGCUUCCAUGCGCUCACUUUUAACCUGAGCACGAUUUAUGAACUAUGCACCGAUCGCUCGAGGCAGUUGAAGUUGCAGCUUGUGGAGAAAGUGGCGGCUAUGCCAGAGGCUGACAGGGCUGGAUGGGAGAAAACCAAUGCCGAUUUCAAGUUGUAGACAAAAGUCAAUGAUAGCUUUUAUUUGACGUCUUGACGUCUAUUUUUAUUUUCCGGUGACGUAGAACGUAUGGCUACAAUAAAGGCCUGG
Messenger RNA from Pseudogymnoascus verrucosus, 1421 nucleotides. RefSeq lists its product as uncharacterized. Gene Ontology annotation, cellular component: TRAPP complex; Golgi apparatus. The record is from RefSeq and is a predicted model, not a curated record. Bases 30 to 1331 code for a protein of 433 amino acids. Gene Ontology annotation, molecular function: protein binding. NCBI's taxonomy places the organism in Eukaryota, Fungi, Ascomycota, Leotiomycetes, Thelebolales, Thelebolaceae. The transcript is spliced from 4 exons.